Molecule: messenger RNA, 576 nt
Organism: Cyphellophora europaea CBS 101466
Lineage: Eukaryota; Fungi; Ascomycota; Eurotiomycetes; Chaetothyriales; Cyphellophoraceae
Exons: 3
Coding region: 1-576 (191 amino acids)
Molecular function (GO): RNA binding
Source: RefSeq, a predicted model, not a curated record
AUGCCGCCAAAAGUUGCAAACGGCCUUCCGGCCAAGGAUCCUGGCCCUCCAAACCAAACUCUUUACGUAAAGAAUUUGAACGACAAAAUCAACAAAGGCGAGCUGAAGCGAGCACUGUACAUGGUGUUUUCGACCUAUGGACCAGUCCUGGAUAUCAUAACCACAAGAGUUGGCUCUAAAACGCAAAGUAUGAGAGGGCAAACACACGUGGUCUACAGAGAUAUUCAAACCAGCACGCAGGCCAUGCGCGCUCUGCAGAGUUUUGAUCUGUUUGGCAAAGAAAUGGUCAUUGUCUAUGGCAAGGGACAAUCGAACAUUAUUCCCAAGCUACGAGGAACUUUCGAGCCAGCACCGGCCCAGAAUGUGUCAGAGGCAACCGACUUGCAAAAAUCCAUCUUCAAUGCGCCUCCCUCAGGAGUUCCUGCGAAGCCAGUCGAGAAUGGCGUGAAGCCGCUGGACGCAGACGGACCACAUGGUGUGAAAAGGCCGCGCGAAGAGGCGGAUGAGGAUGAGCAGUCCGAUGCUCCCAUGGAAGAGGACGAAGAUGAUACGCCGAUGCAAGAAGACUCUGACUGA